Schistosoma bovis is the source of this 1888-nucleotide messenger RNA. NCBI's taxonomy places the organism in Eukaryota, Metazoa, Platyhelminthes, Trematoda, Strigeidida, Schistosomatidae. The record is from the annotation of a GenBank genome assembly.
GUACAAUCAUUUAAUGAUAAAAUAUACAGACAAAAUAAAUACAAAUAAUAUUAAAAACUAUUUACAAAAUAAGCUUAUCAGGCCUAUCUCCACAAGCUAUUAUUCACAGAAGUCCUGCAGCCUUAUGUACUUCUUUCAGGUAGGUCUCAAAAUUGUCCAAACUGGUAAAUCGUUACGAUAACAUGUUAUCGUAACGAUAUUAUUCAUAAUAUCAUUUAAGGUUAGUAUUGUAUCAAGCAUCAUUAUGAAGGUAUCAUUUUCGUUACCUGAAGGAUGAAGGCUAUCAGAGAAAUAGUGCAGCUGAACUCAAGUAAAUUUUAAGAAACUGUCUCGAUUUUACCGCUUCUGCAAAACCUAAAGAAUUGUCAAUUGGAUGCACCAAUCGUAUCGUGACAGUUUAACCUUCAAAUUCUCUGUAACCUCGAACAAUGGACGAUGCCACUGGAUCGUUGCCGGGACGAAAGAAAAAGAGUUAAGGAUCAGGAAGGUCAGUACUGCUAGAGGGUCGUGAUAUAACUGUGUUCAUGUCCAGUCACUGAGAUCUUAUGCAAAUAGAUUAUAAUCUCUUAUGUUGAAUUCGGACUAAUAUUUAGGAAUUGACUAGUUACGUGGAUGUAUUAUGCGUCUCAGUAUCACUUCACGUUAAGUAUCAAUAAUAGUGGUGAUUACGACCGACUUAAUACGUUUUAGAUUUCUACUUUAUGAUAACACUAAUCUACCAUCAGUGACCGUUAAAAUCAGACUUGGAGCUCACUGUAUAUUUUUUGGGCUCUAAUAAGCUUAUGUGUGCCGGAAUCUUCUUUUUAUUGUGCAUUAAGCACUUGAUUAGUUAUUGGAUGCCAAUAGAUUUUUUGGAUGGUGCAGAUCCGAGAAACGUGAUAGUAGACGUCCUUUAACUGUUCGAGAUGUGAGUUUAAUUCGCUUGGCAAAGAAUGGGGAUUUGGAUUCAAUCAAACAAAUGAUAAAGGAAGGAGUAAACAUAAACGAGCAAGAUGAAACAGGUUGGACUGUAUUGCACGAAGCAUGUGUGCGGAACCUUCCACGUAUGGUUGAUUAUUUGCUACGACAUGGAGCUGAUCCUAGUAUCUCAAACAUAAGCGGUGAAAUGGCACUUCAUUGUGCUGCGCGAGUAGGAUGUCUGCGUAUUGUUCGAGCGCUCAUAUACUACAACGCCGACCCUUUGGUGUCGAACCACAGGGGUGAGAAACCUUUGGACUUGUGUCAUGACCCUGAGGUAUCCAGUUUUCUCAAACAACAUACUGAAACUAACCAAUCACACAUGUUAACAUCGUCUGGUUCUGGGAAAUCAUCACAUUCGAAAGUUCGCCAACAUGCACACGGUACAAAACAUCUGAUGUCUUCUUUUUCUGGUACGACAAUAUCCAGUUCUACUGAAUAUUAUGGUGGUGGGGGUAAAGAUAACAGUAGUAUAGCAAGUCCAUCAAAUGUUUGUUCAGACUCAGAAGAUGAUGGUCAUUCGCAUUCAGGUUUGAGUGUAACUACCAAUACAUCUCACCAUAAUAUUAGUCCUAUUAAUACUAACCAGCAGUUAGAUUUGAAUUGCUUAUCAUCUACCGGUCAUCAUAACCAUCCAACAUCUAGCCCAUCAUUGUCGUCUGUACCCAAGUCCGUAACUGAUGUGCACAUCUCUUCAGCAAAGUCAUGUGAGUGUUUUUCACGCAUGUAUGCUUCUACAUAUCCCCCUCUUAUUACAAACUGUUUGGCUUAUCCUUUGUUGUAAACUUUAUGCAAUAUUAUGGUGUACUAUUCCAGUAAUUAUUCACAGAUCUCAAUGCUUGUCUGUGUUAUAUAUAGUGAAUUUUGCAAUAGCUAUCAAAAUCAACUGAAAGACUGCUCAGAUUGUACAUGAGAAUAUAUAGAUUUGCUC